Molecule: messenger RNA, 1389 nt
Organism: Pestalotiopsis fici W106-1
Lineage: Eukaryota; Fungi; Ascomycota; Sordariomycetes; Amphisphaeriales; Sporocadaceae
Exons: 4
Coding region: 1-1389 (462 amino acids)
Source: RefSeq, a predicted model, not a curated record
AUGGGCAAUGCAUUUCAGUUUGUGGAGGGCUUCCAGCCCAGCAGAGCCAACAAACGAUUGAUACGGCGCCAUGCCAUGAUUGGGAGGAAUGCUGGGAAGUCGGUGCAUAGAGCUUCGCGUUUGUCCCUAGCGACCAAGCAACCGCCACGCCAAUGCUCGUUGCCCAGACGGUCCUUUGUAACUUUACAUCACGGCGAUGCCCAAAAAAACGAAAUUACAGGACCAGUCUCGAUUCUUGCCAGCCUCGGAGAUGGAUUUCUGUCCUGCUCACUGCCUGUCGAGUUUACACCGUCAUCACUUCGAGUUGUCAGUCAAUUCUUCAACUUUGUAAUUGAGAAAAUGUAUCCCACCAGGCUGGGCGGCGCUGCUCAAGAAUACCAGUACAUCUACCUCCGGGCGAUGUUUCCGGAUGAAGCCACAGCAAAGUGCAGUAUCGCUUUGAUGGACGCGACCAAUGCAUUCUUUGUCCGCGGUAGUCCCCACGGGUCAGAGGGUCUACAACAUUACUCCCGCUCCCUCGCUGUAGUCUCCGACAGGCUGCGUGGGCGUGAAGCUCUUGCAGAUUCGACAUUGAUGCUCAUUGUGCUACUAGUUCUCCAAGAGCAGAUGAGACAAGAGGUCGAAGCUGCACGCGUUCAUUACGAGGGCCUCAAGAAGAUGAUUCAGCUUCGGGGCGGUCUUGCCCAACUUGAAGACAAUGGCCCUGUGGCAUUGAAGAUAUGCAAAAUGGACAUUUGCUUUUCUCUAUACCAUGGAGGACCAAUUUCAUUUUGCCAAAGUUGCGAAGCUUCGAUGCAACCCAGACCCCAUCGGGAGGCAACGACAAUCAUCCUUCCUCAUGACUUGGACCCUUCUCUGCAAAACAUUCUUCUGGAUGCCAUGGACUUGGCUUCCACACUCAACAGGGGUAAAAACUGCCCGGAAUAUCAAAGGCUGGACUUGCAAAUGAUACUCGUCUCAGUCGGCUGCCGAUUGCUCAAAUUCCAGCCUCUCGAAUCCGCCCAUGAUUGCUCAGAGACGGAUAAAAUCUACCAUGUCGGGCUUUUGCUCUAUAUGAUGACUCUAUUCUUUCAGUACGACCUCCAAAGAGUCUGGGAGUUUCCCCUUGUGAUGCGUCGGCUCCAGGACGUGCUCGCGCCGUACAGCAGGAUCAGUCUAGAGAAAGAACGCAAUGGCCUACUGCUAUGGACUUUACUCAUGGGUAGCAUUUGGGCAAUGGCAGACACGAGAGAGCGCUGGGCUGUCACAAUGUUACGAGAAGCUAUUAACGACAUGAAGAUCACCGACUUUGAUGGCAUGCUCUCUUCCGUCAACAAGCUUCCAUGGGUUCAUUCGAUACAUGAUGAGCCUGCCCGAUCUUUAUGGAACAUUAUCAAGGGAGAUUCAUAA